AUAGUAAUCGUUUGGAGAUUAUUAACAACAAUAAUAACGUGAUUCGUUAGGGAGGUUUUAUGGAAUUGUGCAAUAGAUUAGCCGAUCUUCUGGGAGCAAACGCGUUCCUUUUCAACGAGAAAGUAAUCGCAGUCAACUCGAAACAUCACUGCGUCAUCCUGCAAACGAGCAGCAAGGUUUUCAAAUGCAGCUACGUUAUAAUGACUCAAUCGCCUGAGGAUUUGCUGCGAGUCCGAUUCACGCCAGAACUGGAGAAAGAAAGGGAUGAUCUGCUGCGUGGAAUGCAGAGGACGCAGCUGAAAACUUUCGUAAUCUCUUCGGAAAACAAGAAAAAUUUUCGAAGGAUCUACAACGAUUCGGCGCGAUUAAUAAGAUCAUGCAGAGAUUGCUUCCUCGGCUCCAGUUUCACGAUCGACGAAUACAGUGUGCUGAAGUCGCUGAAACCGUACCUGGACACUUUCACUUGUCAUUUUUCUUGGAGUUCGCACCUGCAGCUCCAUCCACGUUUCGUGCCCGAUUUGGGAUGUAUGGUGAAUUUCGAUGAAAUCCGAAAACCGUUUCGAAGGACUUACUUUGCCGGAUCCGAAACUGCGAUCAGCUUCUACGGGAUGGCGGAAGGAUCGGCCAGAUCCGGUUUCCGGGCCGGCUUCGAGCAAAAGACCCGUUCUGGUGGAACAGUACAAAAGCGGAUUCCUUUACAACUUCUUCGACUAUCUGAGGAUGGUGCUGAUCGGCACCGCC
Nicrophorus vespilloides is the source of this 741-nucleotide messenger RNA. RefSeq lists its product as uncharacterized. The transcript has 5 exons. The annotation marks the transcript as partial. The record is from RefSeq and is a predicted model, not a curated record. NCBI's taxonomy places the organism in Eukaryota, Metazoa, Arthropoda, Insecta, Coleoptera, Silphidae.